AUGUUGGAUUAUAGUCCCCUGGAAGCUGAGUUGCUAGCCACGUAUGGACUUGGGACAUUACGUCCUACACGGCGGGAAGAUGUGGUCAAUAUUGAUGAAAGCUACCCUAUGAGAGCAUCCGAUUUGACAGUGGAAGAGCGAUUCAAGCUUUUGAAUAGGUUGGACGACUCGACCGCGGGAAAGAUGAACAUUUUGAAACACGAACAUGAACAUGACCUUGAGGAUCCAUUGAAAGGUAAAGGCUCCAAUAUCAUACAGGACUUGAUGCGCAAGGGCAUCAUCCAAUCACCAGGUGACGCAGUUGUGAAUAACUUUCUAGUCAGUUCACAAGAAUUCAACUCGUAUAAAUAUUUGACCACGGUUCACAAGGACACACCUUUAGCAGAGUUGGGUAGUGCGUUGAAAGUUUUGGAGAAAAGCAUACAUUCAUAUACCAGCGAUUUAAGGCAUGAUAUUGAAGUAAAUUUCGAGAAAUUUGUCGAUUGCAAACAAUGUAUAGACAAGUUAUUGGCUGAGUUUGUAAACCAGAAAACUAAAGUGCAACAGGAUAGAGAAAACUCAAAGGUUUUCAACCCUCGCCGACACAAAUUGGCAUUUACCAGUAAAGGAGCAGAAACAACAGCAACUCACGGUGGUGAUAUUUCAUCGGAAUUGGAGGCUUCGUUGAACAACUUGAUCACCACAACAUCGCUUAUGAUUCGGCCUAUUUCAGAUAAUCGAGCAAAAGAGCAAAAAAUAGCCAAUAUUCUCGAAUUUAUUAAAGCUAAUGAAUUCUUUUUCAAUCUACCUUUGAGCUUGAUUCAGGCUCUUUCGGCAAAUGACAAUAACAAGUUUAUCAAUGAAUAUAAUUUAUACGUGCGUCAAAAGAGGCAAUUCCAACGAGAUUUCGAGGCAAGAAGUAACCACCAAGCUGAAAAAAUUCGACAAGAAUCGAAAGCACUGCAAUCAGACUCGUCUGUUUUGGAAGCGAACUUGAAAGAUUUGGCUGAUGAGAACGCAUUGAAGAAGACAUUAAUAACCACGGUGUUUAACGAAGUUGAUCAGAUAGCCAGUCAGUAUAGAAACAAGGUUCAUGCUGAAUUAUUAUCAUUGGAUCAUGAAGUCAACAGUAGACGCGGAACUGAUUCUACAUAUACCACCGAUAACUCCAAAUUUAUGACAUUAGUAGAGAGUUUGCUCAAGAUAUCAACAAAAGGUCAAGAAAAGGAGGAGAAUUUUGUUCAAUUAGGGCCAAUCACCGAUUUUCUCAAUAAACAAAUUGAAAUUCUUGAUAAUGAUUUCGAAUACCAAGUCGGGAAAUUUGAUGGUAAAUUUUUGCUCAUGCAGAACAAGUUGAUUGAUUAUGUUGCAUCACUCAAGGUUGAGAAAAGAAAUGGAUCGCAUAUUAAUUAUAUUGCAGAUAAGUAUGAAAAAUAUAAAGAGGAUAUCAAAUUUGCUAAAACAAAUGAGGACAAAAUGAAUAUUAUUGAAGAGGCAUUUGGAACUAAUGAUUCCCUUGAUUUGAGUUUGGUGAACGAGACUUGGUUGGUGUUAUUGAAUUUUAUCAACUACCUUGAAGUCUUGUUUCUUCGACUUGCUGAUAAAUUUUUUAAUAAUUAUGCCCAUUAUUAUAGGUUGGGAGUAGACCCCAAUGGAACAAUAAGGGACCUGUUUUUGAAAGUUAUUGAUCAAGUCGUGAUGGUGUUGGUCACCUUAUUUGCUGAUGAGAGUAAAGAUAAAACUGGUGGUGUUCAACAGCUAGAGUCACUGCCAUCCAAUUAUAAGCAGUUUGUUCCAUGUUAUGCCAACUCUUUAUCUACAGCAUAUCAUCUUGGGGUAAUACAAGCAACUGUUAACAAAUUUAUGCAAAGGUUGGGGAAAGUGGUUGGGAGUAUUGGGAAUGUGAGUAGAUACCAAGAUACUAAUAAGUCAUUAAAGCAAUUGAAGAAUUCCUCAGUUCAAAUAAAUCAGAAAAUCUUGGAGGCCAUAUGUUCAACUUGGGUCAAUGAUUGUUCGCAAUUUUAUGAAAUGGAAGACUGGAAAAUAGAAGGGAGACAUAAUCUAAAAGAUGGUUCAUGUACUAAAUUGAUGAAUAUUAUCGAGUAUUAUCAAUUGUAUAUGAUCAAAAAGAUUGCGAAAAUUGUUACUGUUGGUACUGAAGAAAGCGAGUUUAAUAUUGUGGCAAACUAUCCAAGCAAAAGAAUAUUGAUGAGUAUAGAAAUUCAGUUCAUGCGUACUUUAAAUAUAGUUGUUGAUUCAAUGAUGAAGAAAUAUAACAUAGAUAGACAAGGAUUGCAUCGAAAUGAUCUUGCCAUUAUCACCACCACCAUCAAUAACAAUAAUAGUGGAUCCAGCAUUGAGAUAUUCAAGAUCUUGACAAUGAACAAUUUUGACAAAUUAUCGCGUAUAACGUACCCUAGAUUAAUAGUGGAAUUUGACAAACAAUAUUCCAAAAAAUUAUCUAAACAAAAUUUGAAGUUAUUUACAGAUAUAGACAAGGCCAGCUUGACUAUAAUUGAUGAUAUUCUAAAUAAUGAAAAGGGUUAUGUGGCCAACAUUACCAAUAACUUUUUCCUUGCCAUGAAUCCAGAAACAAAUGGCAAAGAUGUUGAACCAUCACCAUUGUCAUCGUCACCAUCGUCAUCAUCAUUAGCCUAUUCCAAGUCGCCAUUAACAGUAGACGGCUUUGUCUUUGAAGUAUUGGUAUAUUUUGUCAAGCUUGUACAUUGGUUAAAGCCAUUAACAAGCGAGGAAAUCUUUGUAACAAUACUAAAUGAAUUGCAAAUGUCAUUUUUGAAAAACAUUUUGGAUAAUUUUCGAACCAACCAACAUUUCGUUAAUGCAACAAGUUUAUUAAAUUUGAAUUUAGAUUGUCGAUUUAUUGAGCACAUUUUUGAGUCUUCCAAGUAUUUGAAGUUCAAUGAAUCGACAAGUAAAAUAUACCAGUUGCUUCUUAAUGAAAUUGAAGCUGCAAAGAAGGAAAUAUCGGACGAGAAGAUUUUAGAAAUGUAUGAUGAUAUCGAUGAUGUAUUGAACCAAUAUUUAAAGGAUACUGCUAUACAAUUCAAUUGUUUUUGA
Molecule: messenger RNA, 3057 nt
Organism: Lodderomyces oxycetoniae
Lineage: Eukaryota; Fungi; Ascomycota; Pichiomycetes; Serinales; Debaryomycetaceae
Gene: SEC5
Product: exocyst subunit
Exons: 1
Coding region: 1-3057 (1018 amino acids)
Biological process (GO): exocytosis; Golgi to plasma membrane transport
Cellular component (GO): exocyst
Source: RefSeq, a predicted model, not a curated record